AAUUUGUUAUGAAAUCAAACAUUUGUAAUGUGAUUCCAAAAAAAUUGCCUAAAAAUAAAUACAAUAUCGCUUUAUCUUGUAUUAAAAAGAAAUGGCACAUUUAGAAGAGCCUUCUGCCGAGCACUUAAAAGUCCUGAAGGAAAAAUUCGGACAUAAAUGCUUCAAAAAAGAACAAUGGAACAUUAUGAGAAGUUUGAUGUAUGAGAAAAGAGAUUGCUGUGUGAUUGCAUCGACUGGUUUUGGAAAAUCUCUUAUCUAUCAAUUUCCACCAGUAUUUAUGAAUAAACUGACUGUUGUUAUUUCUCCUCUCAUUGCAUUGAUGCAAGAUCAAGUCCUGGCACUGAAACAAAAGGGCAUAAAAGCUUGUUAUUUCGGAAGUCAACAAUUUGAUAAAACACUUAGAAUGUGUGAUCACAAUGUUGUCUACAUCACUCCGGAAUAUUAUUUCGGAAGAGGAAAAAGAGAAAUAGAACACUGUCUCUACAAAGUAAUGAUGUUUGCUGUUGACGAAGCUCACAUCCUUGAACAAUGGAAAGAUUUUCGUCCAACAUACAGAAGAUUAGGAGAGAUUCGAACAGAUUUUCCAAAAAUUCCAUGUAUAGCUUUAACUGCAACAGCUCCUAAAUAUGUUGAAGAUUACAUCAUAAAAUCGCUGCAUCUUACAAAUUAUACGUAUUUAAGAACAGCCCUUGAUCGACCAAAUUUGAGUUUUGAAACUCGUCGUAAGCAUAAUGGUGGUUUCCUUCCCCCGUAUCCAUUUAAUCUUUUGUUCGGUAUGGUUGAACCUCAUUACGCUAAUGAUGUCCUGCCAUUUCUUCAAAAAAUUAAAGAUGGCAGUGCGAUUGUUUAUUGCUUACAAAGACAAGUAUGUGAGGAUAUGGCAAAAGAGCUACAACAACAUGGAAUUGAUUGCAAGCCUUAUCACGCUGGAAUGAAAGCUGAUGCUCGACAACAAGUUGUGAAAGAUUUUCGGAGCAAUAAAUUGAGAUUUGUAAUUUGCACGAUAGCUUUUGGAAUGGGAAUUGAUAAGCCUGAUGUUAGACUUGUAAUUCAUUAUGGACCAUCGAAAUCUAUAGAAGCUUAUUAUCAGGAAGCAGGACGAGCUGGAAGAGAUGGAAAACCCUCAAGUUGCAUUCUAUUCUAUGAAGGUGAUGAUUACGUUAUUCUUCAUCAUUUAAUCGAAUUGAACAAGAAAACAACAACUUUGAAAGAAAGAGAACAACAACAUGAAUUGGUAAAUAGAAUGAAAGCUUUCAUCGAAUCGACUAAAUGUCGACGACUGGAAAUGCUUGAAUAUCUCGGUGCAAAUAUUGAAGAAAUGAAGAAAAUAACAAUAAGAGAAAAUUGUUGUGAUCGAUGUAUUCGUCAUUUAGAAUCACCUAAAGUCGUGCCCUUAAAAUUUCUUUUUUAUGAAAUUGAUGAAAAUGGACUUUACGAUUUUACGAAAGAUGCUGAGCUUGUAUUGAAAAUCGCAACUCAUCGACUUCUCCGAAAUAAUAUUUGUGAUAUUUUAAUGGGAAUCCUUCCAACACGGCUAAAUUUUCAAGAGUUCAAAUUACAUUAUUUUGGGAGAGGAGCUUCGAAAGAUAGAGAUUGGUGGGAUGGCUUAGUGAGUUUACUGCUUACAACUGGAUAUUUGGAAUUGAAAGGCAAUGUUGUUGUGCCUGUGCGUGCAAAAGCAUUCCGACGAGAAUUCCAAUAUUUCAACAACAAGAUUUUGCUGCCACCUUCGGUAGAAAUGCGAAAAUGUUUGAAAAAGAAAGAUGAUAUGGAAGUGUUUUGGAAUAAUGGAAAAGUUGAAAGCAGAUGCCGAGAAAUUCUUGAGGAAAGUGAAGACGAAAUCAUGGAAAGGAAAAUCAAGAAAGAAAUUGACAGUUUAGCAGAUAUUAUAUUUGAUGAUGACGAUGAAGACAUGGAAAAAGAAAAUCAGCAGAUGAUCAUUGAAGAAACUAUGCAGAAUAAAAUAAAACAAGAACUUGAAAGUCUUAAGAAUAUCAUCAUCGAUGAUGAUGAAGAAAUGGAGAUUGAACAACAAUUCUACGCUUCUAAGAGAAAAAUGGAAGCAGAGAAUAUGGCAACAGUUCCUCUGUUAGACGACUUUGGAGAUGAGUUUAAUGAUGAAACAUCGCCAGAUCAGCUGAGACAUCCCUACGUCACUUUAUUCCACAUAUUCUUUCGGUCAUCAGCUAUUGUCGUUUAUCUCUUUUUCACACCGUUCAUCUCAAGCUUCAUAACUUCGUUUGUUUUCAUAGUUUUAUUGCUUUCUGCUGACUUCUGGACAGUCAAAAAUAUCACCGGAAGAAUUUUAGUUGGAUUGAGAUGGUGGAAUUAUAUUGAUAAUGAUGGAAAGUCAAUUUGGAUUUAUGAAUCAAGGGAUAAAAAUCAACAUCGUCGUAACAAUACAAGAGAAGUUCGAAUCUUCUGGUUAGGUCUUAUCUUAGCUCCUGUAUUUUGGGGUCUUUUCUUCCUUGCCGCACUCUUUGGCUUCAAUUUCAAAUGGCUUCUUCUUGUCAUGAUUGCAUUAGCACUCAACUUUGCCAAUCUUCACGGUUACACACGCUGCAAAUUCGGUUCAAGUACCAACUUAAAAGAUGCCACUUUUGGUUUCGCUAAGAAGGAAGUUCUUAAAAAUCUUUUAUCAAAUGCGCAACCGCCUGUUAAUGCACCAAAUAACACGGGAGUUGUUUAGUUUCAUUAAGCUGAUCUGUGUAUAUUUUAUUAUGCAAAAGAAAUGAUAUAAAUACAAUUUCAAUUAAUUAAAAUCAUUUUUAGUUGUUUAAUUACUGAGAGUUUUAAGAUAUUCCGCGUAUUUAACUUCCUGCUGUUGUUGAAGUUUCUUGAGUUUCUUUUGUUGACCUUUGCUGAUUUCUUUUCCUUCAUUAUCAUGAGUUGGAAGUCCAGUGUCAUCAAAUGCUGAAUAUUUAUCGUUUUGAUUCUUAAACAUAUCAAUCGGAUUGAUUCGCAUCUGUUCUUGUUUCUCUUUCUCCUUUUGACGUUGAAGUUCAAGCUUCGCAAGUUGUUCAGCUUUCUUUUGCUCUUCUCGUUUCUUUUUUUCUUCCCGUUCCCUCAUCAAAAUUUCUCGAUCAACCAACUUAAUCGCUGACGUUCCCUCUUUGUCUUCCAAUCUUACACUUAAAUUCGGUAAAAUAUCAUCACGUAACUCAUCGCAAAGUUGAAGAAUAGAAGUUGCUUUAACUUCUCUUGCAUGAUCUCUAACAGCAGCUCUAAAAUCGGCAAGUGCUGACAGAUAUGGCAUGAGAAUUUCUUCUUUGUUUCCACCAUUGUCACUUCCAGAAAUUGCUGGAAAUCCAAUCGACUUCUUUGGUGUUUGAAUAGCACCAAAAAUGUCUAAAAGCUCAGUGAUGUAAACUGCAAUCUCUUCCAGGAGUUGCGUGUUAACAAAGCUUUGAUUGUCACGCAUGUAAACAUUUGAAUGACCAAUCAGUUCUCGAAUUGCAUCAAGUGCUGAUUUCGUAUCAAUAUUGUCGCAUAAUGCGCUAUAAACUCCUUUCCUAGCUUCCAAAAACUUCACAUUAAGCACCAAAUCUUUCUCAUUGAACUUCGUCAUUUCAUCGCUUUUCUUUUGUCUCACCAAAUCUUUGACAUUUAAAAAGAAUUCAUUAAGAAACUUUUCGAAUCGAAUUGCAAUUUCCAUGGUGUUUGCACUAUAAUCAAGCGUAUCCUUCCAUGAAUGCAAGAGAAAGGCAAACCUUAUUUGUGUUGCUGUAUGUUGCUUCAAAGCUUCUUUGAUCGUUAUGAAGUUCUUCAAUGAUUUUGACAUUUUGCAACCGGAAAUUGUGAGAUGUCCAGUGUGAAGGAAAUAUUUCACCCAACCGCUGGUGUCGUAAUGAGCUUCACUUUGUGCAAUUUCAUUGUCAUGAUGGGGAAAUUUUAAAUCAACACCACCAGUGUGAAUAUCAAGAUCACUUUUGAAGAUUUCAGCAGCCAUUGCCGAACAUUCGAUAUGCCAACCUGGCCUUCCUUCACCCCAAGGACUAUUCCAAGCUGGUUCACCGUCUUUGCUGUUUUUCCACAAAGCAAAAUCAUUUGGUGAUCGCUUUUCUGUUCCUUUAUCACCUGACAAAUCACCUUCGCCUUCUUGCAAUUGAGCCGUGUCGCCGAAAGCCUCAGGAACCAGUUUCGCAUAAUGAUGAUAUUUAAUUGAAUCGAAUUUUGCUACAUCGAAAUAAACUGAACCAUUCGACACAUAAGCAUAACCAUUGGCGAUGAUCUUUUCAAUGAAUGUGAUGAUUUCGGGCACAUAUUCGGUUACUCUCGUUAGAACAUUCGGAGGAAGAACAUUGAGAGCUGUCAUAUCAUUAUUGUAUUCAUUUUCCCAGAAUCUUGUGAGAUUUUCAAAAAUCUUUUUAUCUCUGACUGUGGCUCCAAAUUGAACGUCAAGCCAAUCGGAAAUUGGAGAUUUCGCUUCAUCUUGAAGUUGUAAACGAUUUGUACUAAUUUCUCCUUCAUUUGAUGAUUCAAUUGCUUUCGUAAGACCAUCAGCAGCUUGUGUCACGUUGCUAAUAAUUUUGUUGAUCAUAAUCUGCUUGUCGGGAUCUUUGUUGUCAGCAGUUUUCUCUUUAAAAGCUUUCAUCGAAAUAUUGACAUCUUCUACGAAUUGUUCAAGCGAAACAUUUUUCUUCAAAUACUCAUCAAACAAAUAGUUCUGUCGAGCUCGUUUAAUUAUCUUAUCAUCGAUGUCAGUGAUGUUCAUGACAAAGUGAAUUUGAUAACCAAAGUAAUCCGACAAGACACGUCGCAAAAUGUCAAAGCUGAUGUAUGAGCGAGCAUGUCCCAUAUGACUGGCAUCGUACACAGUCGGUCCUCAAGAAUACCAUUUCACAAUAUUUCCAUCCUGAGGUAUGAAAACUUCUUUCUUUCUAGUUAAACUGUUGUAGAGCCUCAAUUUAGGUCCACUUUCUGUUGGAGUUGUCCAAUCUUGCUGCUUUCUAGCCAUUUAAUUGGAAAAAAUUAGUUACACGACUG
Clunio marinus is the source of this 4986-nucleotide messenger RNA. NCBI's taxonomy places the organism in Eukaryota, Metazoa, Arthropoda, Insecta, Diptera, Chironomidae. The record is from the annotation of a GenBank genome assembly.